AUGGACCAGAAUUAUCCGCAUUCAGCAGCAGGGAAAGAGCCGCUCUUGCUGCAGCAACCCACUACCGAAGAUGAUAAUCAGAAGAAAACGAACUGUGGAUUCUUGUUGCGCAUCGUCGCCAAAUGGGUUCUGAGGACGACGAUGUGGGCCAUCUUCGUCGCCUGGGUGGCGAUCUUGUACAUCUUCCCUACCCAAUUGGGCGAUUCCCUCUACGACAAGUGGAAUCUCCUCACCGAGAAGUCUUUCUUCGGCAUCACAGGCGGCAUCUUGUUGCUGGCGAGCGGGCCGAUAAUGGCGAUUGCAGUUCUGGCCGUUGCCCAUCUGAUUCUGGUUUCUGGGGAAGAUGAAUUUUACCCAAGGAAACAGAACAGUACUAGGAAGUACCCAAGAGCACAGUUGUGGACAUUCCCGCUCAUCGUCGGCGGACCACUCGGCGUCGUUUCAGCCGCCGAGCUCAUCGGGGUCGUGCUCUUCGUCGGCUACAUCCUAUGGGCUCUCUACUUCUUCACCGUCCGAAACCUCGCCGAUCUAUCCACCUUCAAGCUCACUUCCGCGCAGUUCUGGUACACGGUCUCCACCUCCAUCAAAUUUCUUGGACUUCAUUGGAGUGAUUAUGUAUAUAUGAUCAUUGAGAGCUUAAUUACUUGGGGCACAAACAAUUAUGGCGUACGUGGCAGCAUCCAUCUGAUGGAGCUCACCGGGCUCCGGUUGGCGGUGAUCGGGUUGUUCUGCUUGGCAUUUCUGUUCCUACCCAUCGCCAGAGGCUCCGUGCUGCUUCGCCUGAUCGACAUCCCGGUCGAGCACGCGACGAGGUACCAUGUGUGGUUAGGACAUGUCACCAUGCUCCUGUUCACUCUCCAUGGCAUCUUCUACGUCGUUGGAUGGGCUCUCCAGGGCGAGCUCCUGCAGGAGAUCUUGGGGUGGAAGGAUGAUGGGAUAUCAAACCUGGCAGGAGUGAUUAGCCUCUCGGCCGGUCUAAUCAUGUGGGUCACAUCCCUUCAGCCAGUCAGGAGAUGGAACUUUGAGCUGUUUCUCUACACACAUCAGCUGUACAUUGUGUUUGUGAUCUUCCUCGCGUUGCACGUCGGCGAUUUCAUCUUCAGCAGAGCUGCUGGUGGGAUAUUUCUGUUCAUGCUCGAUCGAUUCUUGAGGUUCUGUCAGUCUAGGAACACUGUUGAUGUCGUCUCGGCUAAAUGCUUCCCCUGUGGCACUGUUGAAUUGACCCUCUCCAAACCUCAAAGUCUGAGGUACAAUGCACUGAGUUUCAUCUUCAUUCAAAUCCGGGAGCUUUCCUGGCUACAAUGGCAUCCGUUUAGUGUGUCAUCCAGUCCAUUGGAUGGCAAGUAUCACAUCUCAGUUCUCAUCAAAGUUCUUGGCGGGUGGACUGAUAAGCUUAAAGAGAGGAUUGUGACAACGAGCUCAGCUGAUGAAGAUGAUCCAGAGGGAGCAAUACGUAUGGACCGAAAUUCCAAGCUAUGCAGGAAGCUAACAGCUUCUGUCGAAGGUCCAUACGGUCACGAGUCACCAUACCACUUGAUGUAUGAAUACCUUGUUUUAGUAGCAGGAGGCAUAGGGAUUUCGCCUUUCAUGGCGAUUCUGAGGGAUGUCUUCCAUCGUCUUGAUGAAGGAAGACCCUGCCUACCAAGAGAGAUUUUGCUAGUCUGGGCUGUGAAAAAGUCUGAAGAAAUCGGGCUUCUUUCGACCAUCAAUUUGGACUACUUGCGUUCUGACAUCUUUGACAGGCUUAAUUUACACAUUCAGAUUUAUGUCACCCGAGAAUCGGAUCCUCCUUUGGUAAAGCUGCAGCCAUACCUCAACAUGUCGUGUGAUGAAGCACUGCAGCCGCUAAUGAUUCUCUUCACUUCACUGCUCAUUUUCAGGAAGAAGGCAAAGUAA
Messenger RNA from Linum tenue, 1896 nucleotides. Lineage: Eukaryota; Viridiplantae; Streptophyta; Magnoliopsida; Malpighiales; Linaceae. The record is from the annotation of a GenBank genome assembly.